This is a messenger RNA of Osmerus eperlanus (European smelt), 1078 nucleotides long. RefSeq names its product interleukin-6-like. Gene Ontology annotation, biological process: T-helper 17 cell lineage commitment; immune response. The record is from RefSeq and is a predicted model, not a curated record. The transcript is spliced from 5 exons. Gene Ontology annotation, cellular component: extracellular region. Gene Ontology annotation, molecular function: interleukin-6 receptor binding; cytokine activity. Lineage: Eukaryota; Metazoa; Chordata; Actinopteri; Osmeriformes; Osmeridae. The coding region runs from base 1 to 669 and encodes 222 amino acids.
AUGUUUUCUUUAACAAAAACUUCACAUUUCGCCUUAAUGAUAACAUGGCUACUGCUAAAUGCAACUGGUAGCCCGGUCCCGACUCCAGUCUCCGAAGUCCCUCUGGAAGAAACGUCUGGAGACGAGCUAAAUGUGCCGACCUCUUGCACUUUCAGCGCGUCGACUAAUUGGGAGAGCAAGAUAAAGGUUCUCGUUCAUGAAGUCACGGAACUUCAAGGACAGAGGAUCAAAGAACACAAGUUUAAUGCUUCAAUAACGGACUCCCUUAAAUACUACACACUGUCCACACCAAAGGCAGGGUGUUUGAACAACCACCAAAGCAAGGAGACUUGUCAGAAGCUGUCCGAGGGCCUAACAGAAUACAUGGUGUUGCUCCAGCAUGCAGAGACAGAGUCCAACAGCUCAGAAAUCGUCCAUUCUAUCAUAAACCAUACCAAGGACUUGCUCCACCUCCUUCAACACAAGAGGAAGGAUUCCAAGGUCGUAGCGUUAAACAUGAAGGACCAAGACAAGCUGCUGAAGGAACUGUCCGCAGGCACAGAGUGGCAAAAGAAGAUAACAGAACUAGUAAUCCUGCGCGAUUUACGGGCAUUCUUGGCUGACACCAAGAGGACUCUGUGUAAGUUGGAGCGGCGCAACAAGAAGAUGACUUCUCUGGAACAGAUGUGACCUGGGUAGUAAUAGCGUAUUGGUGCCAUACAGAACUGUGAUUUUUUACCUCAAGUGUAUCUACAUUUCUGAAGACAUCCAUCUUUACUUAACACAUUGGUCUAUAUAUUGUUUUUGUUAUUUAUAGUGUAAACUGACUUCCAUUCACUGCAGUUGAAUCAUAUGUUAUAGUAGUUCAGAUUUGCACAAUACUUGAAUAAGGAAUGUAAAAGUUAUACAAGAAUAACUUAUUAUGGAAGCACAUAUUUAUUUAUGCAUAUUGUAUUGGUUAUAGAACAUUAUCUAAAACGUAUUUUGUUGCAAUACACGUCAAAAUGUAUUUAUUUCAAAUGCAGUUACUAAUGUACCAAAGUUACCUGUCUUUUAUAGAUUUUAUAUUUAAGUCAUAUUUAUACCCAAAGUGUGUUCA